Glycine soja is the source of this 1478-nucleotide messenger RNA. RefSeq names its product protein-tyrosine-phosphatase PTP1-like. The transcript is spliced from 9 exons. Lineage: Eukaryota; Viridiplantae; Streptophyta; Magnoliopsida; Fabales; Fabaceae. The record is from RefSeq and is a predicted model, not a curated record. Gene Ontology annotation, molecular function: protein tyrosine phosphatase activity. Gene Ontology annotation, biological process: protein dephosphorylation. Bases 145 to 1161 code for a protein of 338 amino acids.
UAUAUAGCAACAUAAAAACGGAAAGACGAAUUAUUGCGUCAAGUUCCACUCUAUAUCCAUCGUCAACAGUGAAGUGCGAAUACUCAGCAACUGGAGCUGGGGAACCUUGUCUCUACUCGCUCUCGUCCCCGCCGGAGAUCCACCAUGGCCGGCAACCCCGCCACCACUUCCUCCUCCGCAUUAUCUCCCGAGAAAUUUAAUUUCAAUUUCUCCCCCGAUAACCCCUCCCGAAUCACCCUCACUUCGGAUCAGGUCAACCACUGCACCCAAGCCCUCAACAUUCUGAAGGAGAAGCUCCACGCUCCUAACGUGAUCACUCAGGAGUUUGCACACUUGCAGGCGAACAGGAUAACGCCGAGCGAGAUGAGGAGAAGAUGCACCGUCGCGUAUGACGACGUCAAUUUGAGGAAAAACCGAUACACCGACGUUCUGCCAUUUGACAAGAACAGGGUUGUUCUCAAAUCUAGUACUGAUUAUAGACCUGAAGCACAGGGGUAUAUCAAUGCAAGCCUUGUCUCGACCUCCUCAGCUGGAAACGUGUCCCAGUUUAUAGCCACGCAAGGUCCACUUCAACAUACUUACGAGGAUUUCUGGGAAAUGAUCAUCCAAUAUCACUGCCCUGCAAUUAUCAUGCUUACUAGAUUGGUGGAUAAUUACAAGAUGGCAAAAUGUGGAGAUUAUUUUCAAGCUGAGGAUAGGCCUAGAGAAGUUGGUAAUAUUUCUAUUAUUGGUAAAUGGGAGAACACGACUGAAACUUCACUCGUGCUGCGCCAUUUGGAGGUGAACCAUAGAGAGGUAGAAGAUGCGCCAUUAUCUGUUUUGCAUAUUCAGUAUCCUGAAUGGCCUGACCAUGGAGUUCCCAAAGAUACAUUUGCUGUGCGUGAAAUUUUGAAAAGAUUAUACCAUUUACCACCAAACUUUGGUCCAAUAGUGGUGCACUGCAGUGCAGGUAUUGGUAGAACUGGAACAUACUGCACAAUUCACAACACAAUUCAGAGAAUAGUUGCUGGUGAUAUGUCUGCUGUAGAUAUUGCUAAGACAAUAGCUAUGUUCAGGUCCCAGCGUAUUGGAAUGGUUCAGACCCAGGAUCAGUACAUUUUCUGCUAUAACGCUAUCAUAGAUGAACUGGAAGACCUUGUAUCUCAGCAGCAGUCGGAGUAGAAGGUGCUGGAACUUGGAAGGAUGUUGAAGCUGCUUGCCUCAUUUUGAAGCUAACUAUCAAUUCUUCGAACGUUUUUAUGUUCCUGCAAUGCUCAUGUUUUCCAGCAGCUGAAGUCUGAAACAUUAGCAUCUGGGAGAUUUUAUGAAUUUCACCGAAUUCUGUUAUUCUCAUGCUUUUUUGUAUAAUUGCAGGCAGGGAAAGCUGACAAAUAUUAACAUCCUUUUGAUUAUAUUGUUAGAAUUCUAUUGGGGAACAGAAUGGCAUAAUGACUACAAUAAUGCAUUGUCCCUCCUAUUGCUAUUUUUCAUUUUCUAAA